AUGGGAAGAUUAUCGUAUAUUCGGCGCUUUAUCCCAGGUCUUGCUGCCACCAUGAGUGCUUUUACUCCAUUGCUCAAGAAAGGCAAGCCGUAUGAAUGGAGUGAGAAGUGCCAAGAAGCUUACAAAAAGGUGCAACAAAUAAUCACCAAGCUGCCCACUAUGAAAGCACCUAUUCCGGGGCUCCCUCUCAAGCUUUAUUUGGCUGCAACAAACACAGCGGUUGGUGCCUUACUUGCUCAAGAUGAUCACAGUGGGGAAGAAAGUCCUAUUUAUUACGUAAGUAGGCAACUAAGGGGAUCUGAAGUAAGAUAUCCAAAAACUGAACUCUUGUGCCUUGCUCUUGUUUAUGCUGCACAGCGCUUGCGGCAUUACUUCCUUGCUCACAAGCUACAUCUCAUGGUGAAGUCCGAUCCCGUAAGAUAUUUGCUUACAAGGCCGGUAUUAUCCGGACGCCUUGCACGUUGGUUGCUACAACUGUCCGAGUUUGAUAUCACCUGCACCACCCCAAAAGCUAUUAAAGGGCAGGCCGUGAUUGACAUGUUGGCUCUAUUUCCCGAAGUUGAAGAAUCAACAAUCUCUAAGGAAGUUCUGGGGAGCUGCCGGAAAUGGUUGCUGUUGUCACAGAGGCAGAACCAUGGACCCUCUACUUCGAUGGGUCUUCUACAUCGAAGGGUGGAGGGGCAGGUGUGGUGCUUGUCAAUCCCGAGGGGCAAGCCACGGCCCUCUCGUUUAAGCUAA
This is a messenger RNA of Prunus armeniaca (apricot), 738 nucleotides long. NCBI's taxonomy places the organism in Eukaryota, Viridiplantae, Streptophyta, Magnoliopsida, Rosales, Rosaceae. The record is from the annotation of a GenBank genome assembly.